Messenger RNA from Lemur catta (Ring-tailed lemur), 4442 nucleotides. RefSeq names its product ADAM metallopeptidase with thrombospondin type 1 motif 19 (gene ADAMTS19). Gene Ontology annotation, biological process: extracellular matrix organization; proteolysis. Gene Ontology annotation, molecular function: metalloendopeptidase activity. The record is from RefSeq and is a predicted model, not a curated record. The coding region runs from base 1 to 3642 and encodes 1213 amino acids. NCBI's taxonomy places the organism in Eukaryota, Metazoa, Chordata, Mammalia, Primates, Lemuridae. The transcript has 23 exons. Gene Ontology annotation, cellular component: extracellular matrix.
AUGGGGGAGAACCGCGGGAUGCGCCUGACUCCCAUCCGCUGCUGCUGCCUCCUUUACCAGCUGGGGCUCCUGUCGCAAGGGAUCGUUUCAGGGCUGCAGCUCGCCCCCGACCUGGAGGAGUGGGAAGUCGUGUUUCCUGCACUCUGGCGCCGGGAGCCGGUGGACUCGGCCGGCGGCAGCGGGAGCAGCGCGGACCCGGGCUGGGUGCGCGGCGCUGGGGGCGGCGGAGGCUCCCGGGCGCAGGCGGCCGGCAGCUCACGCGAGGUGCGCUCGGUGGUCCCGGCGCCUCUGGAGGAACCCGCGGAGGGUCCGUCCGAGUCCCGGCUCUGGCCCCCGCCGCCGCCCGGGGGUGAGGAGGACGAGGAGCUCGAGUCGCAGGAGCUGCCGCGGGGAUCCAGCGGGGCUGCCGCCCUGUCCCCGGCCGCCCCGGCCUCGUGGCAGCCGCCGCCUCCCCCGCUGCCGCCCCCGUCCCCGCCCCCGGCCCAGCCAGCCGAGCCGGAUGGCGACGAGGUGUUGCUGCGGAUCCCGGCCUUCUCCCGGGACCUGUACCUGCUGCUCCGGAGAGACGGCCGCUUCCUGGCGCCGCGCUUCGCAGUGGAGCAGCGGCCAAGUCCCGGCCCCGGCCCCACGGGGGCAGCGUCCGCCCCGCGCCCUGCCGCGCCGCCCGACGCGGGCUGCUUCUACACCGGCGCCGUGCUGCGGCAUCCCGGCUCGCUGGCCUCUUUCAGCACGUGUGGCGGUGGCCUGAUGGGAUUUAUACAGCUCAAUGAGGACUUCAUAUUUAUUGAGCCACUCAAUGCUACAGUGGCCAUAACGGGUCACCCACACCGCGUGUAUAGGCAAAAAAGGUCCACGGAGGAAAAAGACACAGAGAAGUCAGCUCUUCACAGUCGUUACUGUGGCGUUGUUUCAGAUAAAGGAAGAUCUAGGUCUAAAAAAGUACCAGAAAGUGGACGAGGGAAGAGAUAUUCAUACAAAUUGCCUCAAGAGUAUAAUAUAGAGACUGUGGUGGUUGCAGACCCAGCAAUGGUUUCCUAUCAUGGAGCAGAUGCAGCCAGGAGAUUCAUUCUAACCAUCUUAAAUAUGGUUUUUAACCUUUUCCAACACAAGAGUCUUGGUGUGCAGGUCAAUCUUCGUGUGAUAAAGCUUAUUCUCCUCCAUGAAACUCCAGCAGAUCUCUAUAUUGGGCACCAUGGAGAGAAAAUGCUAGAGAGUUUUUGUAAGUGGCAACAUGAAGAAUUUGGCAAAAAGAAUGAUAUACAUUUAGAGAUGUCAACAAGCUGGGGGGAAGAUGUGACUUCAGUGGAUGCAGCUAUACUUAUAACCAGGAAAGAUUUCUGUGUACACAAAGAUGAACCGUGUGAUACCGUUGGUAUAGCUUACUUGAGUGGAAUGUGUAGUGAAAAGAGAAAAUGUAUUAUUGCUGAAGACAAUGGCCUGAAUCUUGCAUUUACAAUUGCUCAUGAAAUGGGUCACAACAUGGGCAUUAAUCAUGACAAUGACCACCCAUCAUGUGCUGAUGGUCUUCACAUCAUGUCUGGUGAAUGGAUUAAAGGACAAAAUCUUGGUGAUGUUUCAUGGUCUCGAUGCAGCAAGGAAGAUUUGGAAAGAUUUCUCAGGUCAAAGGCCAGUAACUGUUUGCGACAGACAAAUCCUCAGAGCGUCAAUUCUGUGACGGUGCCCUCCGAGCUGCCAGGGGUGACGUACACGGCCGACGAGCAGUGUCAGAUACUCUUUGGCCCACUGGCCUCCUUUUGUCAAGAGAUGCAGCACGUUAUUUGCACAGGAUUAUGGUGCAAGGUAGAAGGCGAGAAAGAAUGCAAAACCAAACUGGAUCCACCAAUGGAUGGAACUGAUUGUGACCCUGGUAAGUGGUGUAAGGCCGGAGAGUGCACCCGCAGGACCGCGGCCCCCGCGCGGCCGGCCGGAGAGUGGAGCGUCUGGAGUCGCUGCAGCCGAACUUGCGGUGCUGGGAUCCGCGGGCGGGAGCGCAGGUGCCCCGGGCUAGGUUCUGAAGCAAGGGAUUGUAAUGGUCCCAGAAAACAAUACAGAAUAUGUGAGAAUCCACCUUGUCCUGCAGGUUUGCCUGGAUUCAGAGACUGGCAAUGUCAGGCCUCUAGUGUUAGAACCUCGUCCCCAAAGCACGCACUUCAGUGGCAAGCAGUCUUGGAUGAAGAAAAACCAUGUGCCUUGUUUUGCUCUCCUGUUGGAAAAGAACAACCUGUUCUUUUAUCAGAAAAAGUGAUGGAUGGAACUUCUUGUGGAUAUCAGGGAUUGGAUAUUUGUGCAAAUGGAAGAUGCCAGAAAGUUGGCUGUGAUGGUUUAUUAGGAUCUCUUGCCAGGGAAGAUCAUUGUGGUGUAUGCAAUGGCAAUGGAAAAUCAUGCAAAAUCAUUAAAGGAGAUUUUAAUCACACCAGAGGAGCAGGUUACGUAGAAGUGCUGGUGAUACCUGCUGGAGCACGAAGAAUCAGAGUUGUGGAGGAAAAGCCAGCACAUAGCUAUUUAGCUCUCCGGGAUGCUGGCAAACAGUCUAUUAAUAGUGACUGGAAGAUUGAACACUCUGGAGCCUUCAGUUUAGCGGGAACUACCGUCCAUUAUGUCAGACGCGGCCUCUGGGAGAAGAUCUCCGCCAAAGGCCCCACCACGGCCCCUCUACACCUCCUGGUGCUCCUGUUUCAGGAUCAGAAUUAUGGUCUUCACUAUGAGUACAUUAUCCCGUCAGACCCGGUUCCAGAGAACCAGAGCUCGAAAGCACCUGAGCCCCUCUUCAUGUGGACACACACAGGCUGGGAAGACUGCGAUGCCACGUGCGGAGGAGGAGAAAGGAAGACAACAGUGUCCUGCACAAAAAUCAUGAGCAAAAAUAUCAGCAUUGUGGACAAUAGGAAAUGCAAAUAUUUAACCAAACCAGAGCCACAGAUUCGAAAGUGUAAUGAACAACCAUGUCAAACGAGGUGGAUGAUGACAGAGUGGACGCCCUGUUCGCGGACUUGUGGGAAAGGGCUGCAGAGCAGACAAGUGGCCUGUACCCAGCAACUGAGCAACGGGACGCUGACUCGAGCCCGGGAAAGGGACUGCGCUGGGCCCAAGCCUGCCGCUGCCCAGCGCUGCGAGGGCCAGGACUGCAUGACCGUGUGGGAGGCGGGAGUGUGGUCUGAGUGCUCGGUCAAGUGUGGCAAAGGUGUACGUCAUCGGACAGUGAGGUGUACUAACCCACGGAAGAAAUGUGUCCUCUCCACCAGACCCAGGGAGGCUGAGGACUGUGAGGAUUAUUCAAAGUGCUAUGUGUGGCGAAUGGGUGACUGGUCUAAGUGCUCAAUUACCUGUGGCAAAGGAAUGCAGUCUCGCGUUAUCCAGUGCAUGCAUAAGAUCACAGGAAGACAUGGAAAUGAAUGUUUUUCUUCAGAAAAGCCUGCAGCGUACAGGCCAUGCCACCUUCAGCCCUGCAAUGAGAAGAUUAAUGUAAAUACCAUAACGUCACCCAGACUGGCUGCCCUAACGUUCAAGUGCCUGGGAGACCAGUGGCCAGUGUACUGCCGGGUGAUCCGCGAGAAGAACCUGUGCCAGGACAUGCGGUGGUACCAGCGCUGCUGCGAGACCUGCAGGGACUUCUACGCCCAGAGGCUGCAGCAGAAGAGUUGACCUCGAGCGGACCGUCUGGCGCACGACUCUUUGCAAUUACUUUAUUUAUAAACACACACACUAGCAUGUUUUUCAGACCAAAUAUUAUCAUAUUACAUAUAAUUUAAUCAAAUUAAUUUAUUUUGGGGGGCCUGCCAAACAUCCAAUAUGGUGCUUGUUUUGAUUAUGCAAAUAUUUUUGAUUUAAACUAUAUGGCUUCAUAAAUAAUUUUAUAUGAAUAGUUAAGUUGGAUCCAAUAACUUAAUAAAAGAAAAAGAAAAAAAAAGAUCAUUAGACUUAAAAAAAUGUUUUUGUUUGUUAGGGCUCUCUCUAAGGUGCUACUUUCUCCCCAUCAACACCAUUCAGUUAUCCAGAAUGUAUACUAACUUAGCAUAAUAGUUUAGUUAUAUAUGGAGAGAAAUUAUUUUUGUUGUUUUGGUGUCCUGCUGCAGAAUUAGCCCAUUUUCUGUAAUCUGCAGGAGAUGUGUAAACAUAACAAACCUCAUAGUGUUGAACAGGUUUUUAGAGAAUGUAUUAUGAAUUUGGUUUAGAUUUAGAAACAUCCAUAGGAAAAAUUCUGCUGUACUUAUAAUCUUAUUUUAAAAACGGGAAACAAAAGUCAAAAUAAAGACUUUGAUCAUGUUCAUGAACAUGUACUUGAACACAAGUAUUGUAACAAUGAAACACUGUAAAGAUUUACACUGAAUCACCAUUGCACUGUUGAUAUAGUGUAGAGAAACCGUUAGAAAUGAUAACAUCUUACAAAAAUGUGUAUUAUUUUAACAUGUUGUUAUUAGAUUUUAGCUUUUUUUAAAAUAUUU